Messenger RNA from Abrus precatorius (Indian licorice), 945 nucleotides. RefSeq names its product cell number regulator 6-like. The coding region runs from base 57 to 767 and encodes 236 amino acids. Lineage: Eukaryota; Viridiplantae; Streptophyta; Magnoliopsida; Fabales; Fabaceae. The transcript is spliced from 5 exons. The record is from RefSeq and is a predicted model, not a curated record.
UCCAUUCGGAGUAUCCAACGUUGGUGUUUGUUUCUUCUCAUCACUUCCCAUCGAAGAUGGAGGAAAGGAACCAAUCGCGUUACGUGAAGCUAAGUAAGGAUCAAGCACCUUUGGAAGAUAUCAAGCCUGGUGAAUUGAAUCAGCCAAUUGAGGUUCCUCAGUUGGCUGUUCGCAAGUGCAUCGAGUGUGGACAGCCAUUACCUGAAAGCUAUUCACCUCCUGCUGAUGAACCUUGGAUGACUGGGAUCUUUGGAUGUGCUGAAGAUAGGGAAAAUUGCUUGACAGGACUGUUUUGCCCUUGUGUAUUAUUUGGGCGCAACGUGGAAAGCUUGCAUGAAGAAACUCCUUGGACAGGACCUUGCAUUUGUCAUGCCAUUUUUGUAGAGGGUGGCUUUGCUUUGGCAGCUGCAACUGUAAUCUUCAAUGGUUUCAUUGACCCAGGGACAUCAUUUAUCAUUUUUGAGGGUUUAUUUUUCACUUGGUGGAUGUGUGGCAUUUAUACCGGUCAGGUUCGGCAAUCCUUACAGAAAAAGUAUCACUUAAAGAACUCACCUUGUGAUCCAUGUUGUGUACAUUGCUGCAUGCAUUGGUGUGCCUUGUGUCAAGAGCACAGGGAGAUGAAGGGAAGACUAUCUGACAAUGCUUUCCCAGAGAUGACUGUUGUAAAUGCUCCUCCGGUUCAAGAAAUGAAGUCUACUGAUGAGAAAGAAAAUCCUGAAACCUCUUCUGCUAAUGAGCAUAGUGGUUUGGAAUUGCAGGUUCUAUAGGCUAUUUCCAUUGUUAAUAAAGGAAAGAAUGACAUGUAAUUUGGAAUUUUGUUUCUUAGAGAAUAACUUUAUUCGACCUUUUGGGUUGACUUCCCUGUGUUACGUUGGACAUGUAGAUCACACAUAGACAUCACUCUAUUGCUUUCAAGUGCCAACUAAAUUCAAUUCAUUUUUUUCA